Messenger RNA from Eurypyga helias (sunbittern), 521 nucleotides. RefSeq names its product puratrophin-1-like. The transcript is spliced from 4 exons. The record is from RefSeq and is a predicted model, not a curated record. Lineage: Eukaryota; Metazoa; Chordata; Aves; Eurypygiformes; Eurypygidae. The annotation marks the transcript as partial.
UGUCCUCAGGACUGGCAGUGGAGCAUACAGAGCCCACCACUCCGCACUCCCACCAAGAGGCAUCUUCUGGGGCAUCAUCUCCUAAAGGGAUGGUGUCAGAAGGGGCAGAGCCGAGAAGAGAAGCAACUGGCACAGAUGUGUUGAAACCAGCGAGUAAAGGCAGUGCCCUGGAGGAAACCUCAGCAGCUAUUACUCCCCCGACAUCCCCAGCUUCUGGGACUGCCUGUGGUGGUCGAUCUGCACGUACCAUAGUCAAGGAUGUGAACCCAGAGGUGCUCAGGAGUGGAGUUGCCUGCCUGCCUGGUACCAGAGAUAAAUCAGGACGUGCAGUGGCCAUAAUAACGACGAGGAACACAGCCUGGUUAAACCCCCACUGCAACACCACUGAGCUCGUACGCCUUCUUCUGUACUUGCGUAGCAUCCCAAGACCAGAAUGUCAGGCUUUGGGUCUAACUGUUCUUGUGGAUGCUCGUCGCUGUUCCCCGGUUCCUGCUCUCUUCAAGGCGUUCAGCAUAUUGCAG